UUGGUAACAUUUUAAAGUUUAAUAAAUAAGUAACAAAAUUGCUUCGCAGUAAAAUUAUUCUAUCAGUAAUGGCAAUAAAAAGCUUGCUAAAACUUUUUACAGUUGCUGUCAAACAGUUAAAUAAUUUAUUAAAUAAUUGUACAAAACUUUCUAAGUUAACUGUCAUACUAGACAAAAUUUAAUUUUACCUGCAGAAUCAAAAUUAUUUCCUUUUUUUCAAUCUCCUCAUGUGCAAAUAAAAUUAUUAAUUUUAUUUGUCGAGUAAAUUACGCAGGCAUGUUUAAAUCUUCAACACAGAAAUGAUAAAGAGAUGAGGCUUUUAUAAUGAUUCUUCAAUAAAGAAGAAUCUCGAUAUAACUCGAUAUAACUCCCCACCAAGUUUCGACGGAAUAACCGGCAAGACUAGGCGGUGAUUCUUUUAUUUCAACGCGUAUAUUCAGAAUGGAUAGACGUGUCUGCUCGCUCUUCGUUCUUUUACUUUGUUCGUUAAUCAAUGCAGGAGAUGUAAUUAGACAGAAAAGGAUCGUGGGUGGUCGCGCGGCCGCGCAACCUCCCGAGGAUGAUCCGGUAGUUUUUGUGAAUAAAAAUGAUCGAUACGCGCGUGUAAUCGGCAGCCGUGAUCCCGACAAAGGUUUCUACACUUUUCGCGGAAUCCGGUUUGGAGAGGCUCCAACGGGUCAGAGCAGAUUUCAGCGAGCUGCACCCGUGUACCUCGAAGGAGAAAUCAACGCUACUACAUGGGGACCUCCUUGCCCGCAGCCGAGCCAUGACGGGAAAAUUAUAGGAAACGAGGACUGUCUGUUCUUGAAUGUCUUCACCCCGGCGCUUCCAGAUUCCGGCGAUGGCUAUCCCGUACUGAUAUGGAUUCAUGGGGGUGGCUUUAGAAGGGGUUCAGCGUGCCAGUACGAAAUGAGACACCUCAUUAAAAAGAAGAUGGUCGUCGUAUCCAUUCAGUAUAGAUUGGGGACGUUAGGAUUUUUGAGUACAGGUACGCCGGAAUUGCCAGGGAAUAACGGCAUGUUCGACAUGAUACUAGCCGUCGAUUGGGUGAAGGAUUACAUACAGUUCUUCGGCGGCAAUCCGAAUAAAGUAGUGGCCUUCGGUCAUGGCACCGGCGCCAGUUCCGCUAUGAUGCUGUCGUUAUCAAAGUUCUGCUUAAACGCUUUUAGCGGAUUGAUCGCUAUGUCGGGUUCAAUUCUGUCUCACUUCGCCGUCGACAAGGAUCCUUCGAAGACCGCUCGAUACGCAGCGCGUGAACGCGGCUGUCCAACGGACGAUGUCCGGCAGAUGGUACGGUGUCUGCGGGAACUGCCAGUGGAACAGUUAAUCGGAGUCGAUUCCGGGCUGGAGAACAUUCGGGCGACCGCACGGGGUUUCGUCUCUAGUUUGUCGAGUCUGCUCGCACCCGGUCCUGUAGUAGAAGGACCCAAUGACGCGAGAUCGCUUCCGAACUUCAUGACCGCGCCACCGGAGGAUUCCCUGAAGCUCGGCGAUUUUCCAGCUGUACCGCUAUUAACGGGAGUUAUGAGCGACGAGACCGGAGGCGCGGUUUUUGGCCGAUACAAGGACGAGGUGCAAGACAAACUGAGGACGGUGCCGAAUUAUUUGACCGGCGAUUUUAUACCGUACCUGCAAAACACCAUUCCGAAUAUGCAGAACGGCUCGCGGCUCGUUCCGCAAGCCUUUCGCGGCUACUUUAAUAUCCUCGGGAGCGACGGCGCGCAGAACACAAUCGGCAAGGUUGCGGAAGCUCUCGGCGAUUCGCUUUACAACGCCCCCGCAUUUCUCACCGUCGAUCAGUGGUCUAAAAAAGCGAAUGCAUUCCUGUACACUUUUGAUCACAAGGGAAAAAGGAAUUACGCUAAAGACUUCCUUGCCGGAUUGCCAAUCGUCGACGCGAAACGAUCAUCAUCGGACGGUAAUAUGAAUCACGGCGAUGAUUUAGGCUUCAUUUUUAAUCGAAAUACGAUUACCGGUGAUAAAAUAAGCGACAGCGGCGUACCCGAUCCAGAGGAUGAACGUGUAACGGAGAUUUUCACAGAUAUGAUAGCAAACUUUGCGAGGAGUGGCACUGUUAGCGUUCCUACUAGUGCACGCCCUACCGAUGGCGCUUGGAUACCAGAGAUAGCUUCAAAAUUCACUGAUGAUACGAACUCGUUUGUUAGCAUCUCGGCUGCUCCGAAAAGCAUGAAUAAUUUUAGAUACUGCGAGAUGGGACUGUGGACCGUCAUGCCAGAACGGUUAAAAUCACCUAUAUGCAGUUUGUACGAGGUGCCUCUUCAAUUAAUAGAACAAGGUGCUAAGGGAACGAUGUCUGCCCUUCAGAAACCAGUCGACGUAUUCAGCGGAAUGAUGCCCAAUCUGAAAUCCGACAAUGCAAACAGAUCGAUGGGUCGGAAUACAGAAGAAUCGAAAAUCGAUAAGAGCGCAACGCAACCGAAAAAAAAUGGUGGAUUGUUAACGGGAGUGCCAUUCCUUGGUUAAAUUACUUUCCACAUAACUCUACGUGUUAUAUAUAUCUUUGUUUUUAAUUAUAAAAUUAUAUUCAAUAUAAAA
Ooceraea biroi (clonal raider ant) is the source of this 2556-nucleotide messenger RNA. RefSeq names its product liver carboxylesterase 2. The record is from RefSeq and is a predicted model, not a curated record. Lineage: Eukaryota; Metazoa; Arthropoda; Insecta; Hymenoptera; Formicidae.